Molecule: messenger RNA, 282 nt
Organism: Gambusia affinis (western mosquitofish)
Lineage: Eukaryota; Metazoa; Chordata; Actinopteri; Cyprinodontiformes; Poeciliidae
Product: SUN domain-containing protein 3-like
Exons: 3
Coding region: 20-274 (84 amino acids)
Biological process (GO): nuclear envelope organization
Cellular component (GO): meiotic nuclear membrane microtubule tethering complex; nuclear envelope
Molecular function (GO): protein-membrane adaptor activity
Source: RefSeq, a predicted model, not a curated record
CUUGGGACACAUUCCUAAAAUGUUGUCCCCGACUGGUAACAUCUGGAGUGCUCCCAAGGAGUUUUCUGUUUAUGGAAUGAGGGAGCCUGAACAGGAAUGGACUCACCUGGGAACCUUUAUCUACGAGGAGGAUGGAGAUCCUCUUCAGACCUUUGAGCUACCGAGCCACGAAAAAGUGGCCUUCAGCUCUAUAAAGCUUCAGAUAAACAAUAACUGGGGCCAUCCAGAGUACACCUGCCUCUACAACGUCCGAAUCCAUGGAGAGAUCGCUUAAUCAGAAUG